Molecule: messenger RNA, 2477 nt
Organism: Cynoglossus semilaevis (tongue sole)
Lineage: Eukaryota; Metazoa; Chordata; Actinopteri; Pleuronectiformes; Cynoglossidae
Gene: cpt1ab
Product: carnitine palmitoyltransferase 1Ab (liver)
Biological process (GO): fatty acid metabolic process; carnitine metabolic process
Cellular component (GO): mitochondrion
Molecular function (GO): carnitine O-palmitoyltransferase activity
Source: RefSeq, marked provisional
UGUAGAGGCGUCUGCAUCGACAGUCCGUGUCAAAACACCACCAAUUGCACCUCAUCUCAUAUAAGGAAGGGCCGCCCUGUACUGUAGUUGUCACCAUGGCAGAAGCUCACCAGGCGGUGGCCUUUCAGUUCACUGUUGGUCCAGAUGGAAUUGACCUACAUCUGUGCCACGAGGCUCUACGCCAAGUCUACCUCUCUGGUCUGCACUCCUGGAAGAAAAGGUUCAUUCGCUUCAAGAAUGGGGUGAUGACUGGUGUGUACCCUGGCAGCCCUUCAGGCUUCAUAGUAGUGGUUACAUCUUACAUGUCCUACAAUAAAUACAAACAGUUGGAUCCCUCCCUGGGGUUGAUAGCAAAGCUGGGCCAACAUGUACCGAUCAGCCGCUAUAUGUCCACAGACACGCAGAAGAUUGUUGGCGGUGUUCUUGUUGGCACGGGUCUGUGGGUAACGAUAAUCAUUAUUAUGAGGAAUGUCCUUAAGUGCCUGCUGUCCUGGCAUGGAUGGAUGCAUGCCCGCCAUGGCUCAUUGCCCUUGUCUACCCGUCUGUGGAUGCUAUUGGUCAAAGUGUUUUCUGGCAGGAAACCAAUGCUUUACAGUUUCCAGAGCUCUCUGCCACGGCUACCUGUUCCUUCUGUCAAGGACACCUGCAGUAGGUACCUUGACUCUGUGCAACCACUGAUGGAUGCCGAGAAGUACGAACGAAUGAAGGCCCUGACUAAAGACUUUGAGGAGAACCUGGGACCCAGACUACAGUGGUACCUCAAACUGAAAUCAUGGUGGAGCUCCAACUAUGUUAGUGACUGGUGGGAAGAGUAUGUUUACCUCAGAGGCCGUGGGCCCAUCAUGGUUAACAGCAACUAUUACGCCAUGGAUUAUCUGUAUGUGUUCCCCACCUCCAUCCAGGCAGCGAGGGCAGGUAAUGCCAUCCAUGCCAUCAUGCUGUACAGGAGGAAACUGGACAGAGCCCAAAUCAAGCCUCUCAUGCUCCUUCACACUAUUCCCAUGUGCUCAGCCCAGUAUGAGCGUAUGUUCAACACCAGUCGUGUCCCAGGUGUAGACACAGACACCAUUCAGCAUGUGAAUGACAGCAAACACAUAGCUGUGUACCACAAGGGACGUUUCUUUAAGGUGUGGAUGUUUUACGACGGACGGCUCCUGUUGCCCCGAGAGAUAGAGCAGCAGAUGGAGAGAAUCCUGGCAGACAAAUCACACCCUCAGCCAGGAGAGGAGAGUCUGGCUGCACUGACUGCAGGCGACAGGACUCCGUGGGCUAAGGCCCGGGAAGCCUUCUUCAGCCGUGGUAAGAACAAGCAGUCUCUGGAUAUCAUUGAAAAGGCAGCCUUUUUUGUAACCCUCGAUGACACCGAGCAACGCUUAGAGCCAGACAAUCCUGUGACAUCUCUGGACAAAUAUGCUAAAUCUCUCCUUCACGGAAAAUGCUACGACAGGUGGUUUGAUAAAUCCAUGAACCUGAUAGUGUUCAAGAACGGCACCAUGGGUCUGAAUGCAGAGCACUCAUGGGCUGACGCUCCAAUCGUUGGUCAUCUGUGGGAGCACGUCCUCUACAUGGACCCAAAUCAACUGGGAUACGAUGAGGCAGGUCACUGCCGCGGUGAGCCCCACCCCAACCUGCCAGGUCCUCAGAGGCUGCAGUGGGACAUCGUUCCUGAGUGCCAAGAAACCAUCCAGAGCUCCCUGACAGUGGCCAGGGCUCUGGCAGAUAACGUGGACUGUCACAUUAUCCCCUUUACUGACUUUGGGAAGGGCCUGAUUAAGAAGUGCCGCAUCAGUCCUGAUGCCUUCAUCCAGAUGGCUCUGCAGCUGGCUCAUUUCAGGGACAAAGGGAAGUUCUGCCUGACAUAUGAAGCUUCUAUGACCCGUCUGUUCCGCGAGGGCAGAACAGAAACUGUGCGCUCCUGUACCAUAGAAACCUGUGCCUUUGUUUGCGCCAUGGUUGGAGAUGAGACAAGAGAACAGCGUCUUAAGUUGUUAAAGCAGGCUGCUGAGAAGCACCAGAACAUGUACCGCCUGGCUAUGACAGGAAAGGGCAUCGAUCGCCACCUGUUCUGUCUCUAUGUGGUUUCAAAAUAUUUGGGAGAGGACUCACCUUUCCUCAAAGAGGUAUUGUCUGAGCCGUGGAGGCUGUCCACCAGUCAAACUCCUGUGCAGCAGGUGGAGCUCUUCGACCUGGUCAAACACCCUGAAUACGUUUCCUCAGGGGGAGGAUUUGGUCCCGUGGCUGACGAUGGUUAUGGUGUCUCCUACAUCAUCGUCGGUGAAAACCUCAUCAACUUCCACAUCUCCAGCAAACGCUCCAGCCCAGAAACUGACUCACACCGUUUUGGCAUCAACAUCAAAAAGGCCAUGCUGGAUAUGUUGGCUCUCUUUCAGCUUGAAAACAAUGCCAAUUGAAUGUCCUUGUCACGGAUGGACAAAAACGUAGGAUGCCAGUUAAACAAAAAAACAACAACAAAAAAA